Messenger RNA from Frankliniella occidentalis (western flower thrips), 5799 nucleotides. RefSeq names its product ATP-binding cassette sub-family C member 5. The transcript has 21 exons. The coding region runs from base 159 to 4325 and encodes 1388 amino acids. Gene Ontology annotation, cellular component: membrane. The record is from RefSeq and is a predicted model, not a curated record. Gene Ontology annotation, molecular function: ABC-type transporter activity; ATP hydrolysis activity; ATP binding. Lineage: Eukaryota; Metazoa; Arthropoda; Insecta; Thysanoptera; Thripidae. Gene Ontology annotation, biological process: transmembrane transport.
CAACAAAACAAAACAACAGUCUGUUCAAACAUGGCGGCCAUGCCGUACUUAGUACUUUUAGUCUAGUUAAAACUUUUGUAAAUUUAGAUUUUGUACUUAUGGAAUUUAAGUAAAUAAGCUACCAUUUUCUCAAGGUUGAGGCUGCUGGCAACAGCAGCAUGGCUGAAACAGGAGCAGAGCACCACAAGUGGCUCUCAACUGGCUCUCUGUGUUUAAGUAUCGACGGUGAGGACAAAAAAACUGACCCCUACGAAGAAGAUAUGGGGACCACAAUAAGAAACCAACCACCUGGUGUAAAGAAAUCCAACAAGUAUGGUCCAGCUAUGAAGCAUCUUCUUCCCUAUCGUAAAGCUCCCCCUGAUAGUCAAGUAAUGCCUGGAAACUCCUCUGGCCUGUUCUCAUUUAUUGCUGUGGCAUGGAUGACAAAACUGAUGUGGAAAGCAUAUCGUCAUGGGUUGUCUGAAGAAGACUUGUACGAGCUUCAUACUGCUGACCGUGCUGAAUCCAAUGCUUGCCGACUUGAGAGUGCUUGGCAUGAUCGUGUAAGACAGCAGGGAUUUGAGGCAUCUCUUUUCUCUGUCGUGUGGCGUUUUUGUCGAACAAGGGCUAUUGUUGCUACUUUAUUGAUGGUCUUAGCUGUCAUAUUUCAGUUCCUGGGUCCUGCUAUUUUACAACGGCUUAUACUUCAAUAUGUUGAUGACAAGACACUACCCCUAUCUUGGGGUUUGACGCUAGUUGUUAUGCUAUUUGCUACCCAAUUGUUGAGAAAUUACUGUUUUGGUGCUGCUUAUGUGAUGGGCUUACAUACUGCAAUACGUAUUCAAGGUUCAAUUCAACAUCUUGUAUACAAGAAGAUGCUGCUACUUCGUUCUGGAGGAGAACGAGCGCUGGGUCAAGUCAUCACAUUUUGUACUAAUGAGCAGGAAAGAGUUUUUGAGGCUGCACAUAUGGGAGUUCUUAUCUUAGGAACCCCAGUUAUGUUCACAAUGUGUGUCAUAUAUUCUGUUUGGGUCCUGGGCCCAUGGGCUCUUGCUGGGAAUUUCGUUAUACUUCUCUUCUACCCAGUGAUGGCAGGGGUAGCCAGCCUUACAAGUAUGGUUCGUAUUAAAACUGUUCAAGUAACAGACAAACGGAUAGGGUUAAUGCACGAAAUUCUGAGCAGCAUUAGACUCAUCAAAAUGUAUGCAUGGGAAGAUAGCUUUGCCAAGAACAUUUGCCAUGUCCGUGAUUUAGAGCGUCAGCAACUCCAGAAAGCAGCUUUUCUACAAUCUUUUAGUAAUACAAUAACACCUUCCAUAACAAUACUAGCAUCAAUUGCUACUUUUCUUGGAUACAGUUUAACAGGUAAUAAUCUCUACACGGCAGAAGCAUUUACAGUGUAUGCUGUGUUUACUGCCAUGCAGUUUACUGUGGGAACACUACCCUAUGGUAUCAAGUGUCUUGCAGAAGCGAAAGUAUCAUGCAACAAAAUUCAGAAAUUUCUCCAGAGACCAAACUUUGAAUCAACUGUCACUAGAAACCCUGGGGGUGUUCCAAGUACUGGCCCUGUAAUUGAUUUCAAGAAUGCAACGUUCAUUUGGGAUGACGAUGAACCAGAAAUGCUAAUGAAAGCUAAUACAAAAAUAAGAGGAAAUCUUCCAAAACUAACUGAAAUUGAUGCUGCUAAUGGAGUUAAAAAUGGAAAGAACUUGGAGGAAGCCAACAAGCUUUUCUCUGAUGUUGACAAACCAGAAGAGCCUUUGAGGGAGAUUAGCCUUACUGUACAGCGGGGAACUCUUCUUGGUAUAUGUGGUUCAGUUGGUGCUGGAAAGAGUUCUUUGUUGUCAGCAAUCACAGGGGAUAUGAUUCGUGUGCAAGGAGAAAUGUUUGUUCAAGGAGGUUUAGCUUUAGUUUCUCAACAAGCUUGGAUUUUUAAUGAAACACUUCGUGAAAAUAUACUAUUUGGUUUGCCCUAUGAUGAAGAGCGGUACAAUGAAGUUAUUAAUGUCUGCUCACUUCAAAGGGAUUUGGAAAUGUUAUCAAAUGGAGAUCAAACUGAAAUUGGAGAAAGAGGAUCAAAUCUAAGUGGUGGCCAGAAACAAAGAGUCAAUUUGGCCCGUGCUGUGUAUGCAAACAAGGAUGUAUACUUACUAGAUGAUCCUCUGAGUGCAGUUGAUGCACGGGUUGCAAGACAUAUCUUCUCUAAAUGUAUUAAAGGAACCCUGAAAGGAAAAACAAUCCUACUUGUUACCCAUGGACUACAGUUUUUGGCUGAUUGUGACGAGGUAGUUUUCAUGAAAGAUGGGACUAUAUCAGAACGAGGUAGUCACUCUGCACUUUCUGAAGCUGCUGGAGACUAUUGCCAAAUGCUUACAUUUGACCAUUCACGAUCUGUGAAGAAACAAAAUAGCUCUGAUGAUACUGAGGUGAAAACAAUUGAUGUUGAUGAAGAAACUCCUCUAGAAGAGAAUGUUGGCAAAUUAACAUCUGCAGAGGAACACAAGUCUCUGGGUUUUUCAGGGUACCUUCGUUAUUUUGUUUUCUGUGGAGGCUACUUCAUCAUGCUCCUCCUGCUCCUGCUUAUUGUUUUGUUCACAUUGGCAAGAUUAUUCUCUGGUGUCUGGCUACAAAUAUGGCUUGAUGAAGGUGAUGGAUUGGAGGCUGAAAGAAAAUUCAAUAUCUCACAGUAUAAUCUAACAUACACAGAUAAUGAGCUGAAAGGACUUGUAAAUGAGAAUCCGGAUAGAGCUUACUACCAACUUGUUUAUGGUCUCACUUUUGGGUUGACUAUAGUAAUUGGCGUUUGCAAAGGGUGGGGAAUAGCCCGCCAGCUCUUGCUGGGUUCAUCUCGUUUGCAUGAUACCAUGUUCCGGAAAAUUAUGCGCUGUCCAAUUUCAUUUUAUGAUGUGACACCUACUGGAAGGAUUUUACAAAGAUUUUCAAAAGAUAUGGAUGAGCUUGAUGUUCGAAUCCCAUUCUUUAUUGAAUUUGUUUGGCAAGGAUUAUUGUUCUGUAUAACACAAAUGCUUUUGAUUUGCUUUGUGUUUCCCAUAUUCAGCUUUGCUCUUGCUGUUGCUGCAGUCCUCUUUGCUUUCCUUGAUGUAUGGUUGAACAAGGGUCUAAAGGAAACAAAACGACUAGAUAACCUACGCAAGUCACCUGUCUUGAAUCAUAUUACAUCAACAAUGUCCGGUCUCUCUGUCAUUCGUUCAUUUGGACGGCAAAGAGUUUUCCUUGAGAGGUUUUGUGCUCGGUUGAAUCAGUCCCUAGCAUCAGAUCUAAUUUAUAGAUCAUCUGUCCGCUGGUUUACGUUUCGGAUGGAUAUGAUUGCAGUAGUUAUGGUAACUCUUACUGGAUUUGUCGUUGUGUAUUUUCGAGGUACUGUUACUACAGCUGAAAGUGGGCUGGCAUUAUCCUGUGUUUUUGCUGUGUGUACUUUUAUACCAUAUGUGAUGCAACUGAAAUCAGAGUUUCAAUCAAGAUUUACAUCCGCUGAAAGAGUUCUGGAGUACUCUUCAGAUCUUCCAGAGGAGGCUCCAAAGCAAAUUGAUCAAUCACCCAAGCCGAAAAAUUGGCCAGAAAAAGGUGAUGUGAAGAUGGAAAAUGUUGAAUUACGCUACCGACCAGGAUUACCCCUGGUUUUGCAGAGCGUAUCUGCUCACAUAAAGGGUGGCGAGAAAAUAGGUGUUGUUGGUAGAACUGGAGCUGGGAAAUCGUCAUUGAUUUCAACAUUCCUAAGACUCACAGAGUUGGCUGGAGGACGUAUACUUAUUGACAACAUUGACAUAUCCUUGCUAGGAUUACAAGAACUUCGUUCAGCCAUUGCAAUUAUACCACAAGAUCCAGUUCUUUUUGAGGGCACAUUAAGGUUUAACCUUGAUCCCUUUGGAGAACAUAAAGAUGGAAAAAUUUGGGAAGCAUUGGAAAAGUCUCAUCUGAAAGACAAGCUUAGUCGAGAGGAAAAGCAACUACAAACUCCUGUCAGUGCUGCAGGUCAAAAUUUGUCUGUCGGAGAAAAGCAACUAAUUUGCCUUGCUAGGGCUGUACUGAGGCAAAAUAAGAUUUUGCUUCUCGAUGAGGCUACUGCAUCAGUGGAUGUGGAGACAGACUUUCUGAUUCAGAGGACAAUCAGGGAGACUUUCAAGGACUGUACUGUAGUGACCAUUGCUCAUCGUCUUCACACUGUUUCAUCUUAUGAUCGUGUUAUGGUCAUGGAUGCUGGAAAGGUUGUUGAAUUUGAUACACCAUUUGCUCUUACUGCAAACAAGGACUCUGUGUUCCAUGGUAUGCUUGAAGCUGCUGGUGUUGCUUACCCUGCUGCCUCACCUGAUAGCCCAUCUCGUUAAGUUAUUCUGUGUUUUGUUCUGUGCUUCUCCAUCUUCAUGUUGUCAUGUUCUAACUACUGUUGUUCCAAGAAAUCUUCUUGAAAUCUUAAUCUCAAUUCUCAUUGUGCAGCUGAAGGUAUCUGAUCUGACUAGAGUUAUUUUAACUCAUUUAAAUUUGUACUUACUGAACAUUUUUCAUGUUAACAUUUUAAUCAAAUGUUUGUUUUUAGGAGAUGUUUGAAGUGAUAGGGCUGUGAUGAAACAAAUUUUCUCUUUUGAAGUAAAAUACUGUAUUUUUACUAUUUUAGAAUUUCCUGAACUGUUCUGGUGCAUCCAAAAUUUAUAAAACUAUUGUAUCCCAUGACAUUUCUAUGUGAUCUGAUUAAUUUCUAUCGGCUUGUGUUCUUAAUAACAGUGAGUAUUUCGUAAUUUUUUUGCUUGUUCUGGACUCAUGGAUUCAGUUUAGGUACACUUGUGACAGUGCUCUUGUUACACACUUUCACGAAGUAGUAGCCACAAAUGCAUAAUGUUUCUGAAUCUUUAAACCAGUGUUCCUUCUGAUUAGUAAUCUAUUACAUGUGUUGUUUAAGAUUAAGACAAUGUUUUCCUUGUUUAUAUCUUGUGUUUUUUUCACAAAGAAUAGUUAUGUUUUUGUUCUAUUCUGUAGUGUAGGAAUAUUCUUUUACAGAUCACAAAGCUUACAUGUUACUUAAUUUUGUUUAACCCUGCCUGUGUUGUUAUUCUUUUUACCUAAUUCUUCUCACUAUUUCAACUAUGCUAUUGUCAAGACAAUUACUACGUAGAUAAUUACUGGGACUUAAGCUAAAGUGCAUUAUGUAUCACAGCAUUGUUAUAGCUGGUGACUUGUCAUAAGGACCAAAGAUGUAUAUUGUAUGACUGUUAUUACCUAAGGAUGAACCUAUUGAGGCUUUCUUAGGAGCACAUUCUACUAUUGUUAAUGGCAUAUUAGUGAAUUGGGUAAUUUAAGGAAAUGACAAUCUCCUUUCUUAAAGGUUGUCAUCACCCCCAAGUACCAGUAAUUAUUUCUAAUUAUUUUAACUUUUGAUUGGCUAUAUGCUAAAAACCAGUGAAAAAUGACUAUCAAAACAAUGUUUAUUGAUAUUGCUUUGAUUCUUAAAAGACCGUGUCAGUCAACUGUUCACCACUGCCCUAGGUGAUGACACGCUAUUGUGUGUUAUAGGUAGUUACUGUUAGUGUAUCACCGUAUUUACCUUGCCUGUGUUGUCAAUUUAUGACAGUUCUUCCAGUACAAUUCCUUAAUUUUUAAUAUCUUUAAUAUUGUUAAUGUUGCUUUUGCUUCAGUAUGGUGCUAAAGUUAAGUUAAAUAAGGCUCUUGCUAGAUACAUAGCUCAUUCUGGAGAGCCAUUGCACCGUAAUUUCAAGUUUUGUUUUCACAUCAUACUUGCACUUCUUUUAAAAAGGAAUGAAAAGAAUUCAAAUUGGACUUUUUUAAAAUACACGUACACCUAAUUCA